GCUGGAUGUCUACGUAUUGGUCCAGUAGCGUGGAAACUGGGAGCCCAUCGUGGAACUUGGGAACGGAUGCCCUGUCGAACAGGUAGCUUCUGUGUAUAUAUAUGGGCUGAAUGCUUGGUGCAAUCCAUGCAAAACGCACACGCAGUGACCUAGCAGAUACACAGAGAGCUAUACACUCUUUGGUUGCACGAACAUCAGUUAAGAUGGCAGGGCAUCGCGCUGCUGCCUACGUGUUCACGGUGGCGCUGGCACUCGGCGUGCUCGCCUCCAUUCCGGCAGCUGUCCAGUCCAUCGGCGUGUGCUACGGCGUGAUCGGCGACGGCCUGCCCUCGGCGAGCGACGUCGUGCAGCUCUACAGGUCCAAGGGCAUCACCGGCAUGCGCAUCUACUUCCCCGACAGCAACGCCCUCCGGGCACUGAGCGGCAGCGGCAUCAACCUCGUUAUCGACACGGGCAAUGACCAGCUCCGCAACCUCGCCGCCAGUACCUCCAACGCAGCCGCCUGGGUCAAGGCCAACAUUCAGGCCUACCAGGGCCUCACCAUCAGGUAUAUCACGGUCGGCAACGAGGUGGCCGGCAGCGACACGCAGUUCAUCCUCCCGGCUAUGAAGAACGUCAACGCCGCGCUCUCCGCCGCAGGCCUCGGCGGCAUCAAGGUGUCCACGGCGGUGCAGUUCGAUGUGUUCACCAACACCUACCCGCCCUCCAGCGGCGUGUUCGCGGACGACGACUUCAUGGACCCCAUCGCGGAGUACCUGGAGAGCACUGGCGCGCCGCUGCUGGCCAACGUGUACCCGUACUUCGCCUACGUACGCGACACGACGAACAUCCAUCUCGACUACGCGACCUUCCAGCCGGGCACCACCGUGACCGACAACGGCAAUGGGUUGACGUACACGAGCCUCUUCGACGCCAUGGUCGACUCCAUCUACGCCGCGCUGGAGGACUCUGGCAGACCGGGGGUGAAGGUCGUCGUGUCCGAGACCGGAUGGCCGUCCAGCGGCAGCUUCGCCGCGACGGUCCAGAACGCGAGGACGUACAACCAGAAUCUGAUCAACCAUGUCGGUGGGGGCACGCCCAAGAGGCCCGGGCUGCUGGAGACGUACAUGUUCGCCAUGUUUAACGAGAACCUCAAGACAGGUGAUGAGACGGAGAGGCACUUUGGGCUGUUCAAUCCGGACAAGUCGCCGGCCUACACCCUUACAGAACUACCACAGCCGCAGGUGCGAUCCAUCGGCGUGUGCAACGGGAUGAUCGGCGACAACCUGCCGUCCCGGACCGACGUGGUGCAGUUCUACCAGUCCCAGGGCAUCGGCGCCAUGCGCAUCUACGCCCCGGACCAGGAGACGCUCCGGGCGCUCGACGGCACCGGUAUCGAACUCAUCAUGGACGUGGGCAACGACAACCUCGCCGCCCUCGCCUCCGGCCCGGACGCCGCGUACGCCUGGGUCCGUGACAACGUCCUACCUCACCCGGGCGUCCGCAUCAAGUACAUCGCAGCCGGCAACGAGGUGCCCGACGCCGGCACGGGAAGCAUCCUCCCGGCCAUGCAGAACCUCAACGGCGCGCUCUUGGCGGCCGGACGCGGCGACAUCAAGGUCACCACGGCGGUCAAGAUGAGCGUGCUCGCGUCCUCCUCGCCGCCCUCCGAGGGAGCGUUCAAGGACGCGUACAUGACAGAGGUCGCCAGGUUCCUGGCGAGCACCGGCGCGCCGCUCCUCGCCAACGUGUACCCCUACUUCGCCUACAUUGACAACCCGAGCGACAUCCCGCUAAGCUACGCGACGUUCCAGCCAGGCACGACGACGGUGGGCGACAACAACGGGCUCACCUACACGAACCUCUUCGACGCCAUGGUGGACGCUCUGUACACGGCCAUGGAGAAGGCAGGUUCGCCGGCUGUGCCCAUCGUGGUCUCGGAGAGCGGCUGGCCCUCCGACGGCGGUGUUGGCGCGAGCAUCGCUAACGCGCAGACGUACAACCAGAACCUGAUCAACCACGUCGGCAAUGGCACACCCAAGAGGCCCGGGCCGCUGGAGGCGUACAUAUUCGCCAUGUUCAACGAGAACUUGAAGGAGGGUCAUGAGACGGAGAAUCACUUUGGGCUGUUCAACGGCCCGGACAAGUCGCCGGCGUACCCUAUAAAUUUCAACAAUUAA
Messenger RNA from Lolium perenne, 2159 nucleotides. Its product is annotated as glucan endo-1,3-beta-glucosidase GIII. Gene Ontology annotation, molecular function: hydrolase activity, hydrolyzing O-glycosyl compounds. Gene Ontology annotation, biological process: carbohydrate metabolic process. NCBI's taxonomy places the organism in Eukaryota, Viridiplantae, Streptophyta, Magnoliopsida, Poales, Poaceae. The record is from RefSeq and is a predicted model, not a curated record.